AUGUCCGUCAAGGAAUUCACCUACCAGGAUGUUGCCGAGCACAACACCAAGAAGGAUCUCUACCUCGUGAUUCACGACAAGGUCUACGACUCAACCAAGUUCAUUGAUGAGCAUCCUGGUGGUGAAGAGGUUCUACUAGACGUCGGUGGUCAAGAUGCGACCGAGGCUUUCGAGGAUGUCGGACACAGCGACGAGGCCCGGGAAACCCUCGAGAAAUUCUACGUCGGCAACGUGAAGCGCAAGCCUGGUGACCCUACCCCUAAGGCUCACGCUUCCGCCGUUGCUCCUCCCGCCGACACAAGCGGCGCCGGCAUGGGCACUGCCCUGUACGCCUUCGUCUUCAUCGGUGGUCUUGCCGCCUACUUCGGCUACCAGUACCUCCAGAGCCAGGAGUCCCAGUCGUAA
Messenger RNA from Xylaria bambusicola, 405 nucleotides. Its product is annotated as cytochrome b5. Gene Ontology annotation, biological process: sterol biosynthetic process. NCBI's taxonomy places the organism in Eukaryota, Fungi, Ascomycota, Sordariomycetes, Xylariales, Xylariaceae. Bases 1 to 405 code for a protein of 134 amino acids. Gene Ontology annotation, molecular function: heme binding. The transcript has 3 exons. Gene Ontology annotation, cellular component: intracellular membrane-bounded organelle; endoplasmic reticulum membrane. The record is from RefSeq and is a predicted model, not a curated record.